This is a messenger RNA of Ooceraea biroi (clonal raider ant), 1145 nucleotides long. RefSeq lists its product as uncharacterized. The record is from RefSeq and is a predicted model, not a curated record. Lineage: Eukaryota; Metazoa; Arthropoda; Insecta; Hymenoptera; Formicidae.
GUUGCGCGUGGUAGCCUUACGCGAGACCAAAGUUACGCGAGUGUUGCGCGAGUUUGCGUCAAGGCAGAGAAGCAGGAAACCAGUGGUUCAGUGAGCAGCUAACCUUGGCUUGAAGUUCAAAGUCGGCAGCAGCGUCGGAGAUUCAGCCGACCGGCAUCCUCGAGGCCGCAAAAUUCCGACUUUCAGUGAAGUGUGCAAAAGAGGCGCUUCGACGAUUAAAGAACUGAACAGCCAGGCGGAAACGACGAUCGAUAUGCUGUGCUGCGAGGAAUCACGACUCAACGACGCACAGAGCACGAUAGCCAAAAGCGUGAGGUCAUCGCGGUGUGACCGCGAGGACAGCAUCACCUGCGGUAUGCUACCAAUCCUUCACAGGCUGUCGACCGGCCUGGAAAAACUGAAGGACGAGUACCGGGCGAUCUUUUGCGUGAUGCCCCUGCACACCGAGAUGGACACAGCCAGUCGCCUUCAAAUCACUCUGUUGGAGGCGUACUGUCGGGAGGUUGACAUUGUAGCAGUGAGGAAGCCCGCGCAAGCGAUACGCCAAAAUUUCUAUCCGAACUGCAAGGACCUGCCGUGUGUCCUGGUGGCCCUCGGAAACUCACCAUAUCUCAAUUUACCGGAUUGAAGCCACUCGACGACUCGUCCCUGAGAAUUGAAACUACAAAAAAAAUGCACUUUGCUAAGUGCGAUUUUCGAGGCGGGAUCUUCGCAUCCGAGGAUGAAGGAGAGUUUCCAUCCCACGUGCAGCACUAUAUCUCGUCAAUAAAGGACGUGAUGGACUCGAUAAUGAACAUUCCAUCUAUGAAUAGAAUAAGAUCGAGCCAUUUCGUUAUUAUUGUUAAAAGUGAUUGCAUUAGACGAGUGACUUUAAAGUCGCUCGAUGAUUGUUUCAUGAUUGUUAGCUGCUUGAAGAAAUAUUGAUUGAUAGAUGUAACAAUAUAUUCUUCAAUUGUGUAUUUCGUUUGUAACCAUACACACAUAUAUGUUAACAUCGAUUAUAUAUACUUAUAUAUGUCACCUGAAAUAAUGUAUACUAAAUUAUCCAUCUUUAUGUAUACUUUAUAAAAAUCGAACAUUUGAAAAAAAUGUAAAAACUUGCAAUCUGCCUCAUUUGAGCAAGAUUAUACGAUACGUUAAAAUAA